CCACAUCUCAUUAUCAAAACCUCAUCCGCUUUCUUUUCACUUCUCAAAUUUCCUUCCCCAAUCUAUAAUGGCACUCUCUUCAGCUUCUCCCCUCUCCAUCAAAACCCUACAAAUCCCUUAUUCCUCUUCUUCCUCUUCAUUUUCUAGGGUUCAAAUUCCAUACGCAAAAUCCCACUCCUGGAGACCCAGUAUUGUCUGCAAUUUCGGUAAAGAAAAUGAAAGUACUAAAGAAUGUAAGAAUUGGAAUGUUCUUAUUUCAACGACAUUAGCUACUGCUGUUAUUAGUUUGAGUUGUAUAGGAGGAGGAACAAUGCCUGCUCUUGCUGAUCUUAAUAAAUUCGAAGCUGAUACUCGAGGGGAAUUCGGAAUUGGUUCCGCUGCUCAAUUCGGUUCAGCCGAUCUUAGAAAGACGGUGCACGUGAAUGAAAAUUUCAGACGGGCCAACUUUACAUCUGCAGAUAUGAGAGAAUCUAAUUUCAGCGGCUCUACAUUCAAUGGCGCAUAUCUUGAGAAGGCUGUCACUUAUAAGGCGAACUUUUCAGGUGCGGAUUUGAGCGACACACUGAUGGAUCGCAUGGUUCUUAAUGAAGCUAAUCUUACGAAUGCCGUGCUUUGUAGAUCAGUCCUCACUCGCAGUGAUCUUGCUGGUGCUGUCAUUGAAGGUGCAGACUUCAGCGAUGCUGUUUUGGACCUUCCCCAGAAGCAGAUGUCAUUGCCUUCAUUAUGUGUCCAGGCAUUAUGUAAAUAUGCAAGUGGGACAAAUCCAGUAACAGGAGUGAGCACAAGAGCAAGUCUAGGUUGUGGAAACAUCCGAAGAAACGCCUACGGGAGCCCAUCUUCGCCUCUGUUAAGUGCUCCACCACAACAACUGCUUGACCGUGAUGGAUUUUGUGAUCCUGCUUCUGGUCUCUGCGAUAUGAAAUAGUUACAGAUAUAUCUUUCACCCAAGGUCCUCCUCCUACAUCUUAUAUUAAAUUACCUGCAAAUUUGUACAAAUUAGCUUCAAAGGCAUUUGAAACAGGAAGAUUAAUAGGCAUUCUGAAUUUUCUACAAAUUUGUUUACCGACUAAAAUGUCCUUAAAAUCACGUUUCUACAAUGAAAACAAGUUGGUAGAAAUAAAACAAAGAUGUCAGUUUCAUUGCUUUACAUAGUGGGAAAUUGGGAAUGUAUUAUAUAAAGGCAGAGCAGAAAUAUAGUUUACAAUACAAAACAAGCCUUUAAAGUGGAACUUUAUCAACAAGUUCUUUUUGUUUCUCC
Papaver somniferum (opium poppy) is the source of this 1258-nucleotide messenger RNA. Its product is annotated as thylakoid lumenal protein TL20.3, chloroplastic-like. Bases 68 to 925 code for a protein of 285 amino acids. The transcript is spliced from 7 exons. Lineage: Eukaryota; Viridiplantae; Streptophyta; Magnoliopsida; Ranunculales; Papaveraceae. The record is from RefSeq and is a predicted model, not a curated record.